UCCAUCUGAACUCUUCAUAACCUUCUUCCUUCCAUCCUUUCUCAUCUAAACUGCCCAUGAAUAAAAAAAAAAAAUCAAAACUUUAGCUCACCAAAACUACAAACACCAUGACAAUUGAACUCAACUAGCAGAAGAAUAGUGACUGAAACCUGCACAGCUCUCGCACCAAACCUUUCAGCCAUGCCAGGAAGCUCAUGGAAAUCUCUUCUCACGAGCUGUUGUAGAAGCUCAAGCAAUGACCAGCAAGAAAAGCUUGCCUCAAAGCAACGACCCCUUCAAUGGCUCUCUUUCUCCGAUCUAAGCCGCUCGCCGGACUCACUUUCUCCCAGCGACCUCUCCAUCUCUCUUGCAGGCUCAAAACUCUUAAUUUUCACCCUCUCAGAGCUUCAAAUGGUGACAGGAGGAUUCUCCAGCAAUAACUUCCUCGGAGAAGGUGGCUUUGGGCCGGUGUACAAAGGGUUCGUUGACGAGAAGGUGAGGCCUGGAAUCGAAGCUCAGGCUGUCGCUGUGAAGUUGCUUGAUCCCAAUGGCACACAGGGCCACAGGGAGUGGCUGGCUGAAGUCAUCUUGCUGGGACAAUUGAGUCAUCCGCAUCUGGUUAGGUUAAUUGGUUAUUGUUAUGAGAAUGAACACAGGCUUCUGGUUUAUGAGUUCAUGCCAAAAGGAAGCUUGGAGAACCAUUUGUUCAAGAGACACUUCACCUCCUUGCCAUGGCUAACAAGGUUGAAGAUAGCAGUGGGAGCUGCCAAGGGACUGGCCUUUCUCCAUGAAACUGAUAAGCCAGUCAUAUACCGUGAUUUCAAAGCCUCUAACAUCUUGUUGGAUUCGGACUUUACACCAAAGCUUUCAGACUUCGGCCUUGCAAAGGAUGGACCUGAUGGAGACAACACACACGUCUCAACUAGAAUUAUGGGUACUGAGGGCUAUGCUGCACCAGAGUACAUCAUGACCGGCCAUCUCACCACCAAAAGCGACGUCUACAGCUACGGCGUCGUACUUCUUGAACUUCUAACUGGGAGAAGAUCAGUUGACAAAACUCGUCCGAGCAGAGAACAGAACCUUGUGGAAUGGGCUCGGCCUUGCCUGAACGAUACAAGAAGGCUACUGCGGAUCAUGGACGCCAGCCUCGAACAACAGUACUCCCACAAGGCUGUUCAGAAGGCAGCACUGGUGGCCUACCAGUGCCUGAGCCAAACUCCCAAAUCAAGACCUCAGAUGUUAGAAAUUGUUGAGAUUCUGGAGCCUCUUUUGGCUUUAGAUGACGGAAUGAUUGGAACCUUUGUGUUCUCUGUGGAAACCGAGGCUGUUGGAGAAGAAGAGGAGAAGAAAAAAGAUGGUGGGAGUUUUAGCAAGGGACAUAGGCGCAAGAUGAGGUCGGGGAAGUCAGGAAGGCGUAGUGAAGUUUUGAUUUGUAGAAGUUCUCCUGUGAAUGAUGGCAGGAAGGGUGUUGGAGCAAUGGUGGUUAAUAUGGAGUGUGAAGAGAUAACUUCUUUAGAAUAGAAAUUAGAAUCUCUCCGGUGAAUCAUAGAUGAUGAUUACCUUCAACAUUCUUCUCAAACGCAGAUGGUUGCAAUUACUGUGUAAGUUUUAGGAGGCGAUAUAUAUCUUCUUAUUUUGCAUGAAAACAAUCAAGAUAUAGUUGUAAAUACUUCUUUUGUUAAUUAAAUAAGAAAAGAUUGUUGUAAGACAAAUCUUAUUUUGCUUUUA
Molecule: messenger RNA, 1707 nt
Organism: Phalaenopsis equestris
Lineage: Eukaryota; Viridiplantae; Streptophyta; Magnoliopsida; Asparagales; Orchidaceae
Product: serine/threonine-protein kinase RIPK-like
Exons: 5
Coding region: 181-1500 (439 amino acids)
Biological process (GO): protein phosphorylation
Molecular function (GO): protein kinase activity; ATP binding
Source: RefSeq, a predicted model, not a curated record